CGGGGGGAGCGGCCGGGAAUGGCGAGGCCGGAGCCGGCGAAGGCGCCGCGGAGCGGCUUCUCCCGGAGGCGACGGACGGGCCCGCCGCAGCCCGCGCCGGCGUCCGUGGGGCGAGCCUCGUAGGCCGGCAGGACCGUGUUGGUGCCUCUCACGGAAAGAGACUUGUGCAGGCGACGAUGACAUCUCGCUGACCCUUGCCAGACCUGCUCUCCGUGGCAAGUGAGAGAGUGGGUCAGGACAGAAGGUCAGAGGACACCAUGAAGCUCAAGCAGCGCGUUGUGCUGUUGGCGAUUCUCCUCGUUAUUUUUAUCUUCACCAAAGUUUUCCUGAUUGACAACCUGGAUGCAUCCGCUGCCAACCGGGAGGACCAGAGGGCUUUUCAGCGAAUGAUGGCAGGCUUGCGAGUGGAACUGGCCCCCAAGCUCGAACACACCUUACAGUCUCCCUGGGAGAUCGCAGCCCAAUGGGUCGUGCCCCGGGAGGUGUAUCCUGAAGACACUCCAGAGCUGGGGGCCAUCAUGCAUGCCAUGGCCACCAAGAAAAUUAUUAAGGCUGAUGUAGGCUAUAAAGGGACACAGUUGAAAGCCUUGUUGAUCCUUGAAGGUGGCCAGAAAGUGGUUUUUAAACCAAAGCGGUAUAGCCGAGACUAUGUGGUAGAAGGAGAACCAUAUGCAGGCUAUGACAGACAUAAUGCAGAAGUGGCAGCCUUCCAUUUGGACAGGAUCCUGGGUUUCCGACGAGCCCCUUUGGUGGUUGGCAGAUUUGUUGACCUGCGGACAGAAGUGAAGCCGGUUGCCACAGAGCAGCUCCUGAGUACAUUCUUGACUGUGGGGAACAACACCUGCUUCUACGGAAAGUGCUACUACUGCCGGGAGACAGAGCCAGCCUGUGCAGAGGGCGACACCAUGGAGGGCUCUGUCACACUCUGGCUUCCUGACGUGUGGCCUCUGCAGAAGCACCGGCACCCCUGGGGCCGGACCUACCGAGAGGGCAAGCUGGCCAGGUGGGAGUAUGAUGAGAGCUACUGUGAUGCAGUGAAGAAGACAUCUCCGUAUGACUCUGGCCCACGCCUCCUGGACAUCAUUGACACCGCUGUCUUUGACUACCUGAUCGGCAAUGCUGACCGCCAUCACUACGAAAGCUUUCAGGAUGAUGAGGGUGCUAGUAUGCUCAUCCUGCUGGACAAUGCCAAAAGCUUCGGGAACCCCGCGCUGGACGAGAGAAGCAUCCUUGCCCCUCUCUAUCAGUGCUGCAUCAUUCGGGUUUCUACUUGGAACAGACUGAACUACCUGAAGAAUGGGGUGCUGAAGUCAGCCUUCAAAUCCGCCAUGGCCCAUGACCCCAUCUCACCCGUGCUCUCAGACGCUCACCUGGAUGCCCUGGAGCAGCGGCUGCGGAGCGUACUGGCCACUGUGAAGCAGUGCACUGACCAGUUCGGGCUAGAUACAGUGCUGGUGGAGGACAGGAUGCCGCUCUCCCACUUAUAGCUGCCACAUGUGCAGGUGGAACUGGUUUUUACAGAGAUAGAGAAACAGCACAAUCACCAUCAUGAGCUCUGGGGCUGGGGCAGGAGGAAGAGCCUGGAAUUUCUUGGGUAUUUUCUGUAGCAGAAACUCAAGAUACAUUACAGAAAUGUUCUCCCUCCCCAUCCCACCCCCGCCUCAGCUCCUGGAUUGGACCUCAUAGAGGAUAUGGAAGUAGUCUCAUGCCAAAGGACAAACAGAGGUGACUUGGGGUGUGUUAUGGCUGGGACUGGCCAGGGUAUGUGUGUGGUGUUAAACCUUCAAGCACUUUCUCCAUACCGUGGAUUUUCUGAGAACAUUUAGCUAUCUGGUGAGCUCUUUUUUACUGAGACUAGUCAACCCAGGAAGCUGGGAGCCCAAGGCGUAGGGACAAGGGGACACCUGUCAUACCAUCAGACUUGUGGGUACUGGGGAGGG
Messenger RNA from Suncus etruscus (white-toothed pygmy shrew), 1940 nucleotides. It is a transcript of the gene FAM20B, whose product is annotated as FAM20B glycosaminoglycan xylosylkinase. The record is from RefSeq and is a predicted model, not a curated record. Gene Ontology annotation, cellular component: Golgi apparatus. Gene Ontology annotation, biological process: protein phosphorylation. NCBI's taxonomy places the organism in Eukaryota, Metazoa, Chordata, Mammalia, Eulipotyphla, Soricidae. Gene Ontology annotation, molecular function: phosphotransferase activity, alcohol group as acceptor. The coding region runs from base 258 to 1487 and encodes 409 amino acids. The transcript has 8 exons.